Messenger RNA from Spodoptera frugiperda (fall armyworm), 2346 nucleotides. Its product is annotated as TIP41-like protein. The transcript has 6 exons. Gene Ontology annotation, cellular component: cytosol. Lineage: Eukaryota; Metazoa; Arthropoda; Insecta; Lepidoptera; Noctuidae. The coding region runs from base 143 to 982 and encodes 279 amino acids. The record is from RefSeq and is a predicted model, not a curated record. Gene Ontology annotation, biological process: TOR signaling.
UUAAUAAAAGUUUGUCAAACUGUCAAUGUCUAUUGUUCCAAAUGAAAUAGUGAUUUAUUUUCUUGAUUGUGUAAAGAUUUAACGCUGAAAUUGGUUUCGUAUUCUCAUUUUUGUGGAAUCAUUUGCUGCAAAUUAAUUGCGCAUGUAUUUAAACAUGUUCAACGCAGAGUUGAACAGUGUGGACCCUGGAAGAUUUGCGAGUAAUUCGAAAUCCAUAGAAUUUGGUCCGUGGCACAUAUCGUAUGAUGUUAGCUGUAUACUGCCAAGUGUGUGUUCUACAAAGGUCGUUUGCGAACGCGAAGACGAUCAAUUUUGCCAGUUUUGUAUAUACUGCAAAGAACUGAAGAUACCACACUUUCCUGAUAUGGUGUUUCCUAAAAAUAUUCUGAAGCUGAACCAUAACAGUGGUGCCCAGAUAUGUUUUAAUCCUCUUGAUUCUCUGAAAUGUGUUGCAAGCAGGAUGGAGGCCAUAGAAGUGUCAUGUGCUGAAGCCUGGCAGGAGGCCCGACCAGAUGCACCAAAACCAAAGCGGCCUUUUGAUUGGACAUUUUCAACUGAUUACAAAGGAACACUCACAGAUAAUAUUGUUGUAGAGGCGACCAGUGAAACAAUUGAUUUUAAUUUACUCAAACAAAAGGAACAAAUCCUUUUCUACCAUGAUCUAACUUUAUUUGAAGAUGAACUUCAUGAUCAUGGAAUAUCAAAAUUGUCUGUAAAAAUAAGAGUGAUGCCAACAUACUGGUAUGUGCUGCUGAGAUACUUCCUGAGAGUAGAUGAUGUGCUGGUGAGGUCCAAUGAAACCAGAAUGUUCCAUUUGCUCAACUCCGACUAUGUCCUCAGGGAAUACACUGUGAAAGAGGCACAAGCUAAAGACUUAAAUAUGCCUACAGCUCACAUGAAAGAAGCUGAUGAUGUGAUACCAAUUCUACCGGUUAAAGAAAAAAUAACACACAAAUUAAUUGUGAAUAUACCUUCUAAAUAGAGUGCUUUGAUCUCCAAUAAUUAUAAUAUUAAAUAAAAUAAGUUAAGCAUUUAAUAAUGAGUUAGUUAUUAUGGGGUUGUAACUACACUAUUUUAAUUAAGAGCUUGAAGGAACAAUGAAAUGGUUACAAUUGUGAAAGGAUUGCAGUACUGACAAAAAUUUACUAUUGCAAUUUACAAAUUAUACUAUGCAUUCAAAACGACAUUGGAAUAUUAAGUUUCUUAAAAAGAAGCUUUCCACUAUUAGUUACAGAGGUAAUGUUAUUGUAAGUUCUCCCGCCAGAGGGCAGCACUAGCGAAACUAAAAUUACAAGUAACCUGAAAAAUUACCAUGUAUUAGUUAAUGUCAAUUAAAUAGGAUGUUAAGUAUCCAGAAAGUGUAUUUAAACCGUCAUAUUAGUAGAAAGAUUCAGUCAAAGUCUUGAGUGCCAGUGAUGCCCUCUGCUCAGAGUUUGCAUAAUAUUCCCUGCUGUGUAAUAAAGUCAUCACAAUGAACAUGGAUAAACACUUGUACUGAUAGAUGGAUAAAAGUAUUAACUGUGGUAUUCAUAAUACAACGGUGCUCUUUUAUAUUAUUACAAAAGCAAAAAUAAAGGUAUUAAAAAACCAAUACGCUUUUUUUGCCUUUUGUUUUAAACAACACUUCGUCAACGACAUCCCGCGGCUUCACCUGUGCGGCGAUAGAAAAGAGUAGCCUAUAUUUAUCCCCAGACUCCUACACUAUACUACACACAUACACAAUCAGCCUAUAAGUGGCCACUGCUAACGAAAGCCUCUUCUCGCAUAGAGAAGGUUUGAACAUCAAUCACCAUGCUUGCUCAAUGCGGGUUGACGAUUUCAAACUUAGGUUUCCCACGAUGUUUUCCUUCACCGUUUGUUAAUGGUGUCUAAAUAAUAAUCUUGAGUACAUAGGUAUAACUCACAAAGAGUCAUAUUUGGUACUUGUCGUUGGUAGCUUACGAUCCCGCAUACUUAUGCAUGAGAAGCGGUCGUCUUAAACCUCCGGGUCAUCACGGCAGACACUAUCUCUAAUAUCCAUACACAAGUUGCAAUGUGAAAGAAAAAAGAAAACAUAACAUUAAAUAUAGAUUAUAAGAUACAUUUUGACUGCGUUUUCAACCUCGCAAAGAGAACAAAAGAAAUAUAUAUUUCACAUAACAUCAACUGCGACAGCAGUUUGAUAAAAUUUUGACUUUCGAUACUUUAGAACGGAAAUCAUAUUUUCUUGUAUUAAAUUUCAAAAUGAUUUCGACUUAGAUGAAUUUUAAAUGUUAUUAAGUAGACGUGUAAUGUAGGCACCACUAAUGUUGUGGGUGCAGAAUUUGAUUAUUACCUAAUAAAAUCGUGCAAGUACAUUAUUUUGUA